AUGAAUCUUCCAUUCCGCAGCGGGCGACGAGCUCCUCUGGCCGAAUUUGAGUCAUCGGUGGUCGAAAACUCACCGGCCGUCGAAAAUAAUCCGUUGAUAUUGGAAAAAUGGAACAGUAGUCCGCGAGGAACCAAAAGGUAUUCGGCGCACACAAACGUGUUCUCCGAGCCGAUCGUGGAGGAGAGCGACGGUAACGCCAACGUCUGCCCGCCGGCCGACUUCACCACUCCCGUCCUCUCCAAUGUGCCACGCAUGAUGUCACCUGCCCUGACCAGGCAUGAACCCGAUCGCGGACUCAUCGAUGACGAGAUAACGGAUCAGCCUAUGUUGAUCGGUGACACGUUCUCCCACUCGGAGUCGAUCGACUGCCUCUCGGCCGUGAGAAGAAUGGAGUUCGAGGCUGAAAUGGCUACUCUGAUUUCCAUCGACCGAUCACUAGCCGACGAUGACACCAUAUGCGCUGCCACGGUAUUCACUGCACCACCGCCCGCCUACUGUAGGGCUAUCAACGAAGGGUUGAACGAGGUGGAGGACAUCCGUGGCCAGCUCGAGAAGCUUCAACGCCUUGUCUUCCAGGAAAUGCGCGGUACGGAGAUGGAAAGACUGAUUCGCGAGAACGAGGCGCUUCGUCGUGAGUUGCACGAGAAGAAUGAGCUGAUCGCCAGUCUUCGUCUGCAGGUUGCCAGCCAACGGUCUUGA
Molecule: messenger RNA, 699 nt
Organism: Angiostrongylus costaricensis
Lineage: Eukaryota; Metazoa; Nematoda; Chromadorea; Rhabditida; Metastrongylidae
Source: the annotation of a GenBank genome assembly